Molecule: messenger RNA, 2538 nt
Organism: Erigeron canadensis
Lineage: Eukaryota; Viridiplantae; Streptophyta; Magnoliopsida; Asterales; Asteraceae
Product: serine/arginine-rich splicing factor 4-like
Molecular function (GO): zinc ion binding; RNA binding
Source: RefSeq, a predicted model, not a curated record
AUGUCUUUGCAUCUUGGAAAGAUUACCCCUUGUGUUCGUAGAGAUGAGCUUGAACGAGUUUUCCAAAGGUUUGGUCGCUGUAGCUUACAAGUGAAAGAUAAAUAUGGUUUUGUAGUUUAUGAUUAUCCUGUGAAUGCUGAGAGAGCACUUAGAACGCUUCAGGGAAAGAAGAUAUGUGGUGAGCUAUUAACAUUGUCAUGGUCAAACAACCAGCCUAGUUAUCGAGGUUGGAAUUCACAUGGAAGAAACUGUAGAGAUGAAAGUUAUGUUAAUAGAAAACUGCCUUCAUAUAGUCGAAAUGAUUCUAGGACAAGUCACAAGCAACCAGUUAUAAAAGAUGAGCCUAAAGAUGCCAGAAACGGUAAUAAAGAGAAUGAAAAAAUUCAUGGUAUGAAGAAAGCGUUGUCAAAUAUAGGUGGAGGUCCAAAUGAAAAUGAGUUAAACAAGGGUUCGGAGUUUGAUCGUUAUGAACCUUGCAGUGGUAGUAACAAAAGGGUUCAUGGCGAUGAAAUUAAUUUCGUUCAUCAAGGUAGCUACUCCAUAACAGGAGACUUUCAACAAAGGAAAGGGGUUGUGCAAGCUAGUAAACAAAAUUUGGAUCAAACCCUACAGACAUGUUACAACUGUGGGAAAUUGGGACAUAAAGUAAAAAACUGUCCCGAAGACUUGGGGUACAAGAGGAAACUUGACAGGUUUAAGCAUAUACACUGUGAUGAAAGAAACUACAACAGUAAAGAUCAAGAUGGACUGAGAAGGAUGAGAUCUGACCCACGAGGAAGGGAGCUACCUGGUAAAGAUGCUGUAACCAUAAGGUCACAUAAGGACACUAGAGAGGCAUCCAGUAAUGGUGAAAGGGAAGAGCAGAUUGAUGACCUACAAAACGAAAAUGAGUUAAACAAAGGGUUAAGGUUUGAUCGUUAUGAACCUUGCAGUGGUAGUAACAAAAGGGUUGAUGGCGAUGAAAUUAAUUUUGUUCGUCAAGAUAGCUACCCUACAGCAGAAGACUUUCAACAAAGGAAAGGGGUUGUGAAAGCUAGUAAACAAAAUCUGGAUCAAACCCGACAGGCGUGUUACAACUGUAGGAAAUUGGAACAGAAAAUGCAAAACUGUCCCGAAGAAUGGGGUUACAAGAGGAAACUUGACAGAUUUAAGCAUAUACAAAGUGAUAAAAGAAACUACAACAGUAAAGAUCAAGAUGGACUGGGAAGGAUGGGAUCGGAACCACGAGGAAGGGAGCUACGGAACCACGAGGAAGGGAGCUACCUGCUAAAGAUGCUGAAGCACCGUCUAUACACGAAGGCUGAUUACUCUACAGCAGAUAACCGAAUUCAAGCAUCCCAGGGAAAACAGUAUGUUAAGGUGAAACGGAUCAGGGAAAGUCAGAGCCCGGAGCAUCGUGCAAAGAAAUUAAGGAGGCCACAGUCAAGUCCCAUCCAGUCAGAUGACAAGGUUUCUAGGUCUAGGUCAAGCUCAAUUUAUUCGAAGUCUUCCACAAGGUCUCGUUCAAGCUCUCGUGUAUCUUUGUAUGCAACUACAUCAUCUGGCUGCUGGUAUUCAACACCUCCAAGUUUGCAAAAUGGCGAAAAGGACUCUUUCUUGAAAGCUAACAGUCCUGAGCAGAAUGACUUCCAAGUUAGCAGUGCACAAUUAGUGGAAAAUGGGAAUGCAGUGUGCACAAGUGGUGGAGAAUGGAAUGCUGUGGUACAUUCAGAAGUGGACAAGGGCAUGGAGACAAACCAUACUCAAAAGAGUGAAGAAGAUUCUCAGUUAGAUGAAGGAAAAUAUCCCAAAGAACAGAAUGACAUUCAAGUUGGAAGUGCACAACUGGUGGAAAAUGGGAAUGCAGCGAUACAUUCACAAGUGGAUAACGGCAUGGAUACGAACCAUAUUCAAAAGAGUGAAGAGGAUACUUGGUUAGAUGAAGGAAAAUAUUUGUCUAAGCCAUUGCUUGAGAAUGACGCUCUUAAUGAUGUGAUUCUGUCCCCAACUAGUCAGAGAGAGACAAAGGAUCUUCAGAGUUGUGAUUUUGAUGUAUCAGAAUUUAACACACCAUCCCACAAGACUACCAGAUCAAUGUGCUUGACAUCAGAAGAAAUCUUAAUGGUCCUAAGGCACUAUGGGUUGAAGCAACCAGUAGAAGUUGACAAAGGUUUACUUGCGGAAUCAUUUUUUGGUUGUGCUCGGUUGUGGCCCUGGGAAGUCAUAUUGCUUAAAAAGGGUCCAAUUUCAAUCGAGAAUUAUGCUCGAAGAAUUUUUCAAAACAAGGAGUUUGGGAUUGUUGAUAAAUAUGUCAGAAGCAGUAGUGGGUGGGGUGAAGAGGAGUCUUGAAAGUUGACAACUUACAUACUUGAUCUAGUAAUUCAUGCUUGGAAAUGUACAUUGCUGAGACUUUUAUCUUGUGAAGCUUUGGCAGGUAGGUACUGACUAAAAGUCUUUUAAUUUCAUACAUGCUCUUCAUGUUUAUAUAUUAACAUGCUUUUGCUAAGGAGCAUAAACGAUGAAAUGAUUAUUCUUAAUAUUAUUAAGCAUUUUCUGAAA